AUGAGUUCACGUAAGAACACUGCUGCAAGUAUUUUACUGAGACAAUAUAGAGAAUUAACUGACCCCAAAAAGGCUAUCCCAUCCUUCAAUAUCGAACUAGAAGAUGAUUCCAACAUAUUUGUUUGGAAUAUCGGUGUAAUGGUAUUAAACGAGGAUUCCAUAUAUCAUGGUGGUUAUUUCAAAGCACAAAUGAGGUUUCCCAACGAUUUUCCAUUCUCCCCACCACAGUUCAGGUUUACCCCCGCCAUCUAUCAUCCAAAUGUCUAUAGAGAUGGUAGACUUUGUAUCUCUAUUUUGCACCAAAGUGGCGAUCCAAUGACUGAUGAACCAGAUGCAGAGACCUGGUCCCCCGUACAAACCGUAGAAUCUGUUUUGAUCUCCAUAGUAUCCCUACUAGAGGAUCCAAACAUUUCUUCUCCAGCUAACGUGGAUGCCGCUGUAGAUUAUAGAAAGAACCCAGAACAAUACAAACAACGUGUUAGAAUGGAAGUCGAAAGAUCGAAACAAGAUAUUCCCGCUGGGUUUGUGAUGCCAACAUCGGAAUCCGCCUAUAUUUCCUCUUCUGCAAGAAAAUCCAUGUCUCAAUCAACAGUUAAUUUGUCGAGUUCAAAUAAUACCAAUAGCUACAAUUCCAUAGGAGAUGGUAGUAGUAAUAAUAACAAUAAUAACAGAAAUGGCAGUAGUAAUGAUAUUAGUCGGAACGGUGAUAAUAACAUUCUAAGUAAAAGCAUGACAGAAAAUUUUUGGUACGAUUCAGAUAUGGAUGAUAAUGACUACCAAGAAGACUUUUUGAAUGAUGACGUUUAUAACUAUACGGGCGGCUUUGCCGACGACGACGAUGAAAACGAAGAACAAGAUAUCGAAUUUGAAGAAGAUGACGACGACGAUGACGAUAGUAUAGACAACGAUUCUGUAAUGGAUAGAAAACAACCAAAUAAAGCGGAUGAUGAAAGUGAAGAUGUAGAAGAGAUGGAAAGAAUAGAUAAGAAAUAA
This is a messenger RNA of Arxiozyma heterogenica, 993 nucleotides long. It is a transcript of the gene CDC34, whose product is annotated as SCF E2 ubiquitin-protein ligase catalytic subunit CDC34. NCBI's taxonomy places the organism in Eukaryota, Fungi, Ascomycota, Saccharomycetes, Saccharomycetales, Saccharomycetaceae. The record is from RefSeq and is a predicted model, not a curated record. Bases 1 to 993 code for a protein of 330 amino acids. The transcript has a single exon. Gene Ontology annotation, biological process: ubiquitin-dependent protein catabolic process; protein polyubiquitination. Gene Ontology annotation, molecular function: ubiquitin conjugating enzyme activity.